Molecule: messenger RNA, 7072 nt
Organism: Bactrocera neohumeralis
Lineage: Eukaryota; Metazoa; Arthropoda; Insecta; Diptera; Tephritidae
Product: mucin-5AC
Exons: 9
Coding region: 1159-6291 (1710 amino acids)
Source: RefSeq, a predicted model, not a curated record
CUCCGUGUUGUUAUCCGCUUGCUUUUGACCAAAGCAAAAAAGCAAAAACAACAACACAGUCAACUAAGCAACCGCACGUCGGGGUCUGACUCCAGCAGCGGCAAAUCGCAAACGUUCCAUAAUGUCGCCACUUCAAAUGUGAAGUGACGUUCGCAGCGAAUGGUUGGUUGGCUUGUUAUUAGUUCGUGUCACAAAAAACCAAAAACAAAACCAAAACACAAGUGCAGUGUGGAGAAUUCAAGCAAAAAGUGUGAAAAACAAGAAAAUUUAAGUAAAAAAAAACUUAAACAUUCGCUGCGUUUAUUAUAUUUUUUGGUUUUGUUUUAUUGCAUGUGACAUUCUGGAAACCAAAACGCAGCGCGUGUGACUCCAAUAAACACUCAUAUUUGUAGUUGUCGCUUGCACUGAGGUGUUUCGACACGCGCAGGAAGCGAAGAAAAAUUGAAGCGCAGUGAUUUUUGAAACGAAUUUGGAAAAUAUUUGAAAGUUCUACACAUAAGUACUAUGCAAAGGAGAUUCAUGAUAGCGUUUUAGUGCUGACAGUGUCUCCGCAGUGCGCAAAGUUUGACUAAGUAAAUCGGGCAGUCUUGUGAGUGACAUUUAGAAUAUAUAACAUACGAGUACACUGCAGUAUUUCUAUGGUGAUGAUGCAAGACAGUGUGAAAUAGCCGUGGAAUUGCGGAGAAAAUUUUAUUGAAAAGUUGCCUGCUGUGAACACCCUUUGGCCUUUUCAUAAAUAUGCGAACAUAACUCAUGCCAAAGGUAUUCGUGCGUAUUCGCUAUUGUUGUAAUGUUAAUGAAUUAAGCGAAUAAAAAAAUACAACAAAUUGCACGAAACUAAAAACAAAAACAUGAAAACAACGUUAAUACUCCGCUCAGAACUGGAUUUUGACAAGUUUAAUUUUCAACACUACACGGUGUGGUGGAUUACUUGGCAUUAAUGACGUGAGCCGAUUACAAUUCUAUCGCGAAUCUCGAAUUAACAGCUCCAAAUGUAAAAUUGGCGCAAUUCUUGAUUUGCAUAUGUUUCUUGAAUUUAUAUGGACUAAGGAAUGCUUGCACUGUGCAUAAAUGUAAAAAAACGAGAAGUAAACGUGAAGUUUUAAAUAUAUAAAUAUAAAUAAAAUUAAUUAUUAAUAAUAGAAAAGUAGUGUUAAAAUGGAAACGGCUAAUGCACCCAUGCUUACCGCUACUGCUGCGGCGGCUGCAACGCCCACGAAGCCAUUAAAAACCAUAGCAGCAGCCACAGCAGCCGCCGCCGUCGCAGCAGCAGAAGCAGAAGCAGCAACAACUAAACAACCAUUAAGUGAUUUAGCCGCCUCAGUGGCAAUACACACCACAUCCACACAAACACCGUGCGCAACACCAACAGCAAUUCUAUCGCCCACAAUACCAAUUGCCAUGGCGACUGCAACAGCUGCCACUGCUUCUCCAACACCAUCGCCAUCGUCGGCAUUCACAGCAUACGCCACCACACAGGCGCUGUUGCAGUUGCCAUUGGAGCUGCAGCAGACGCUGGCGAGCGCUGCCGCUGUGGCCGGUUACCUACCAUCCACGUAUCUCAUGGAUUUAUAUAACAGCAACACAAUUGCGAGCACGGCGGAUCCAUAUCCGGAUGCACCAACCCAAUUGGUGCCCUGCCCCAUCUGUCAGCGCACCUUCAAUCCCGUUACGCUGCAGAAGCAUGUGGGCAUAUGCGAAAAAAUGGCAACAAAGAAACGGAACGUUUUCGAUUCCUCGCGCCAACGACGUGAAGGCACCGAAUUGGCCAGCUAUCCGCUGCCGAAGAACUUCGGCUUGCCACCAGCCAAGCAGGAGGCGCGCGGACAGUCGCCCAAGCCAUUUCAGCACAUCGCCUCACCCAUCUUGACGCGCAAAAAGUCGAGCGGCGGCGAGGAGUUGGCGCGCACCACCGCACGCGCCUCGAUGCGCAAAUUGACUGCCAAUGCACAAAGCCAGUCACCGGGCAUCACAGCCACCGCCAACGCCGGCGCCGCCACUGCCAGCCAAGUAGUCAACAACAGCCAGAUGACCACAUCGACGGCCUCACUGCCCGGCGCCGGCAGCUUUACACGCGAUCGUAUGCGUUCUUCGGAUCGUUCACUCGCCAAACGCAUACAGCCACCGCCGGCCGAGCAGUGUCCGCACUGUGAGCGUUGCUUCGGGCCGAAGGCGUACGAUCGGCAUGUUGAGUGGUGCAAGGAGAAGGCACUGCAGGCCUCCAUUAAACACACGGCGAAAACCGAACAGAACUUGGCCAAGGAGCGACUGGAGGCGCGCACCAAAUACCGUGCACCCUGUCUCAAAACUAAGCGUUCGUUAAAUCGUGAUAAAUACGCGGGAUUGGCUGGUGAUGAGAACGAAUUUGGCGAUACAGUAAAAGCGGCAAACGGAAGUCACAACAGUAACAGCAACAAUAACAGUAGCAAUAAUAAUAACAGCAGUCUUACAAACGGUGUUGGUGGCCACGGCAUCAGCAACAAUAUAAAUAGUAGCGGAAACGGGAACGGUAACGGUGUGAUGUCACUAUCAAUGACAUCGUCUCUGACAAGUGAGAGCGGUUUGCCAAGCGAUAGAUAUGACCCAUUUCUCUCGGCCAAGCGUCAAUUAGAAGAGCUUUGCUCAUCCUCACCUCCAAAUAAUCCCUCCUUUUCCUCUAACCUUCCAAAAACUACGCCACAAACUCCUGUGUCACCAGCCGGUUUACCAGCAAAAAUGUCCACUUCACUCACACUAAGCACUUCCACACCUAACUCUAGUCCCUUGACGAACAACUUACAAAACCAACGCCAGACAGCAACGCCUUCGUUAAACGCCACUAAGACAACUACGAAUUUUCGACGCACAUCUUCCUUGCGCGGUCCACGUCGUUCUCCGAUGCUUUCGUCACGUCCCUUGUUCGCGCAAAACCAUCGCCCCACCAUACAACGUGGCCUCUCCGACGAAGGUCCCAUCUCAACAAACUUUCUGAAACCCGAAGAAUAUGAUGAGAUGCCUGUACGUUCGGUUUGUGUCAACGAUUAUGCGGUAACGAAGAGCCCACGUGUUGCACGUCGUGAUAACAGUCUUUCUAAUCGUAAACAAGGUCUUAAACUCAAUGUACAGGGUGCUGCCGCUACAAUGACGUCUGCAACGAACACACCGAAUUGUGCGACAAUGCUGGGUGUUAACAGCAGCGAUGAACUGAUGAACUCUGCCGCCAAAUAUUUAUCGAAAACCGACUCUUUAGCGGCAUUCCUGAAAUACGAGAAAGAAUUGGAUAAACUCAACACGCAGGUCACAGUGGAUAAGCCAACCGAACAAAAUACAACUGAGUCAUCUGCGACGAAUCUACACAAUCCUAUCAUUUCCAAGGAGUUCAAAGAAAAAAGUAAUACUUUGAGCAAGCAAAAUUCAGCCAAAAGUAUCAAGGCAGAACUAAUUGAAUCUCCAAUAUCAAACACAGACCCAGUGGUAGAAGCACAUUUGUUCCAGCACCUACCGACACCGGUCCCAAAGACACCAAAUGCAGCUAACACAUCACCGUACGAGAGAGCAAAUGCCAAUAUACAAAAGACGCAAGCCAUACGUUUGGAGUCUAUAGCCUUGCCACAGGCAACUUCGACGCCAAUAACGAAGCCAAGCUCAACACGGGCACCCACCACGCCCACACAAUUGCCUAUUGUUAAUCGACCAGUCAACUUAAACGCGCUACUUGUCGAGCCGAAACCAACAACAACUUCUUUACUCUCCGCCUACAGCAAGGAGGGCAAGAGCUCUUCCAGCAGUGAUUACAUCGAUCCCAAACUCAUUAAUAAAUGCGAUAAUCUGCCCGUAAAUCUGAGCACGGUGCGCACAUUGAAAUCCGUUGGCGGUAACAAUGUGGAACGUCGCUUGGACUUUUCUUCAUCCUCCUCAGAGUGUUCAGCAACACAAACUGGUCCGAUUUCGCAGCUUACAAAGUUAUUACCGCUUACCAAACCCACCGAGGUAUUACAUACAACAGCACCGGCGCUUGCAACAACCAGUCCGGCGGUAGAUAUACCAAGUAGGCCUUCCACCACGGACGACACACAGCCAAACGCGCAUCCGACGCUCAGUCAACGCAGCUCAACUGAGGGUAGAAACUUGUUGAAUCGUAAGAAACGACUGGGACGUAAUCAUUUCCUUUACGAUGUCUCACCCGAGGCAGAUGACUCUUGCUCGGCUGACGACGAAGCAAAUCGUUCUUCGGUCGAGUAUUAUGAAUCCAAAUAUAAAUCAUCAUAUCAACAGCAACAACAGCAACAACAGGAACAGCAAGAGCAGCAACCACAGACAUGCUUCGUUAAUACACGUGGACAAACCACACAACUGAAGACGCCACCUAUAGUGCCGCCAUUACCGAUUUUUGACGAUUUUGACUUUGAGGAAUUUCUCUCGUCAUUCGAGAAUGACGAUGAGCAAUUUCCUCUUUUCAAGGACUGUAGGGAAUUUCUGUUGAAUCGCUCGUCGAAUAAGCAACGUUCGACGCAGACGCCGAGUUCAAUAAAUACAAAUAAUAACAGCAACCACAACAAUAACAAUAGCAAAACAAAUCAAUAUACAACACCAACUAAAGACUACAACAACACGACGAAUCAUUUUCAAUUCCCAAGUCUCGCCUCUAAUAAAUAUUCCCAUCCCACGCACCUAUUAACACCUUCCUCCCGCAGAUCCCGUGAUGAAUCGCGCCCAAAAAGUAAAGAAUCGUCACCGCUAUCCGAUCGCUACGAGGACCUGAAACGCGUCAAUUCACAAAGCCACACUUACGCCAAUGACGGCAUGACCAAGAAGCGACAUGCUGACGCCGACCAUAAAAAGCGUGAGAUCUUCAUCAGCAUCGAGACGGAGCCGAAUGAACAUGGUCGAUCCCCUAUUUCACCCGACUCGCUACGCAGCAUGGUUGGCAAUCCCCAAACAAUGGUCGAAGUUGAGGUCGACGGCUGUGACAAUAAAUUCAGCAAGAUUAGUGAUGACGAUGAGCAGUUGCCAUCUAGGCAUGCUGCCGGCCAGAGUCAUGCUGGCGAUAUGCUGAUGCGUUGCACACCCUUUAACACAGGCAAUCACUUGCCAAAUGUACAACUGAAUAAUGCCAAAAAUCUGAUACAACGAAUGCAAGAUGACUUUCGACAAAUGAGCGAAGAAGUGGGCGCCAAUAUACGCCAAGCCAUGACCGGCCUCAAUGCGGUCGGUAGUAAUACAGCAAUGUUGUAUGGCAACGAGCAGGUCGGUAUGACAGCUGGCGUCGGUGGACGCGGUGGUGUGGCGGGUGGCACAUAUGUGCCGCGCAAUACAAAUACAACACCACCGCCGUUGGCGACAAGUGCGGGCGCAGUGGCACCCAUGUAUGCAGCGUCGGGCGAUGUCAGCGGUGAUGCGUGCGGCGAUUCGGACGACAUGAGCAGUUUGGAUGGUUAUCCAAUAUCCUCGAAGUCGUCACGACGUGGUGUCGGCUCUAAACUAAGCGCUGACUCUGCGUACGGGAGCCUCUCACGUCAGAGAUCCUCAGAGCUGUCGACCACACCGCAACGCAGCGCCACGCGCACUCGCCCCACCACCAGCAACUCGACCGGCAUGACCACAGCGACAUUGCCCACGAUGCUGCCCGCAGACGUGCAAACGCAAAAACAACUACAACAGCAGCAGCAAUAUCUCUACCAACAGCAGCAGCAACAACUGCAAUUGCAACAACAGCAACAGCUGCCACAACAAGCUGCGCAAUUGUACAAGUAUGCGCCUGUGGCUGCGCGACCGCGACGCAUAAGCGCCUCAUCCAGCAGCGACAAUUCAGAUGCCAGUGAUUGCAAUGUCAAAUACAAGCAACAACAACAGAAACAACAGCAGCAGCAGCAACAACAAUUGUACAGCGGCGUUGGCAAUAAGAAUCACAGCAACAACAACAACAACAACAACUAUAUCAGCGCUCACUAUACGCCACAGCACAGCAGCAUCGGCGCUGGCGGCAAUAUCAACAACAAUAGUACAACUAACAACGGCAACAACAACAACAACAAUUAUGAGAGUCCACUAAGUUCGCCAACAACAAUGGAACGUGCACGCCUAGCCACAAGCAAUGCAACCAACACCGGCCUACCCCAGGACGAGGCGCAAACGGCGCCGGCAGCCGCCAACAAGGGUCACUACAGUUCGAGCAGUUCGCUGUCCAGCACAAAUGCGGCUAUGAGCGCGAGUAUGAAAAUGUCGAAAUUCUGUCACGAAUGUGGCGCCAAAUUUCUAGUCGAACAGGCUAAGUUUUGUAUGGAUUGUGGGAUUAAGCGGAUCGUACUAUAGUCGCAUACACAUAAACAUGCAUACAUAUGUAAAAUGUAGUUGUAGUUGUUGCCAAUGAGUAUACAUUAUAUACAUAGCUAUUUCGCUUAGUCAUGCAACAUGAAAUCACACUCACACAUUAAUUAAUUCACACACACAUACACUCACAGCGGUAAUCGUAUUUAUAUACACUGACGAGUAUUGUAACAAUAACAAGAGCAAAAAUAAAAAAAUUGUAAAUUAUAAUAAAUUGCAUAACAGUAACAAAUGGUAGCACCCACAGUCAACAACAACAACAACAAAGCCAGAAAAAUGUGCCUACGUCACAACAACAAUUUAAAUACUAAAAAAUAAUAAUAAAAAUAGAUUUCGAGGAAAUUAAUGUAAUAAUUGCGACGCCAUCAUUCAUUCCAUCAAUGAAGGUAAACACACAUACAUAUACAUACAUACAUACAUGCAUACAAUACAAACGUGCUUUGUGCUUUUCUCUGGCAUGCAAAUGUGGCAAUGAAUAACUGUAAUUAUAGAAAAAAUAUAUUAAAUAUGAAUUUUUAUGAAAGCAACUUAUGUAUGUUGCACGAACAACGCCAAAGUGGAGCGCUGCAACAAGUGUUGACACAGUCAAUGUACGCAGGCUGCAAAUGAUGCGUUAGAACGCCUGUAAGUAUGCUUGGCAUACUUAGCAACUUUAUUGUGUGCGUAUACCAAAUUUUAUUUAACUUGCGCUUUAACUCAUAUAAUUUUACUUUAUGGAACAAAAAAUAAUAAUAAUGAUAAUAAAACUUUUAUAACAAAAAAUUAA